AUAACUGAAAAUACACCUUACCUGUGUUUUCAGUUUAGAUGGAGAAGUUUUGAAUGUGGCGGCACGACUGGUUAUAGAGCGUCUGCCUCAGCUCUGAGGAGCGGGAUGCAAUCCCCGACCCCGCCUGUGUGGAGUUUCCAUGUUGUCCCCGUGCCUGCGUGGGUUUUCUCCGGGCACUCCGGUUUCCUCCCACAUCCCAAAAAUAUGCGUGGUAGGUUAAUUGACAACUCUAAAUUGCCCGUAGGUGUGCAUGUGAUUGCGAAUGGUUGUUUGUUUGUAUGUGCCCUGUGAUUGGCUGGCAACCAGUUCAGGGUAUACCCCGCCUCCUGCCCAAUGAUAGCUGGGAUAGGCUCCAGCACGCACGACCCUAGUGAGGAGAAGCGGCUCAUAAAAUGGAUGGAUGGAUGUUUUGAAUGUCAAAACUGGUGGUUUUCAAGCUGAGACAAGACAAUGCAUUCAUUACAAAUCAUUCUUGGAGCUGACACCAAACAAUUGUCUUGAAGGCCAUGAAAGGAGAAUGUUUUGCUUUUCCCAAUAUGUUGCAUCAUUGUUAAUGCUCUCUGAGUCACAUAAUUCACAGAGGUUGCGGGGGAGUAACAAGCCUGUUCUUACAAAGUAGUAGAAAGUACAGAUAUCCGCGUUCAAAUUUAGGAAGCAAAAUUAAGAAGUCGUCAGAAAAAGAAGUAGUAGCCUUAAUGGUCGUCGCUGCGCCCCCCUGGCGAAAUGUGGUAGAAGAGCGUCAGAGGGCGAGUCAUCCUGCAGGAAUCAGGAAGCGACGUCCCCAACUAAUUCCUCGCUAAAUGAACGUGAACAGUGAACGGCUCGACAUGUCCGCUUCUGAUGCACAAACAGAGUUGAGGCUGGUGGUGCUGGGCCGCACCGGGACAGGAGGGCGGUCAACGGUCUGCAGCAUCUUGGGCCUCCCUGACAACCAUCAGGGGGAAGAAAACCAACAGUGUAGUAAACGCAGAGGGGAAACUGCAGGCAGACUGGUGCUGGUUGUCUCCAGUCCAGACUGGUUCAGUUCAGACUGCGAUGCAGACGCAAGAAGAAGACACAUCUCCUCCUUGAUCACUUUAUCCAGCCCGGGGCCGCAUGCUUUUUUGUUGUGUGUCCCUGUGAACCAGCCAGCCGAUGGAGAGACCAAAGCACUUGAUGUCCUAGAGAAGCUGUUAGGUCCCUCUGCCGUCACCAGAAACACCAUCAUCCUCUUCACCAACAUGGAUGAGCUGGAUGAGGACGAGAGGCUGGAGGAUUACCUCCUCACGUGGCGCAAGGACCUCCGUAUGCUGCUGGAAAGAUGCGGCGGUCGAUAUUACGCCUUGGAGACCCACAGCGGAGAACAGGAGGAGAGCAAAGCUGUUGAGGAAAUGCUGGAGAAAGUUGAACAGGCAGUGAAAGAGAGCGAGGCUCAGCACUUCAGCUGCCCUCUGUACCAGGAGGUUAGUCAACAAGUGAGGAAGAGACAGGUUGAAAUAGUGAGACAGAGGAGGGAGGAAGCACAAGGGGGGCCUUCAUCAAUUGCGGACUCAGAGGUGACUGAUCAAGACAUGGAGGAAGUCCUGGAAGAGGCAGAAAGGAGCAUAGGAGACUUAGAUUUGGACCUACAUGAAGUUUUUCCCUCUUCCAUGAUCUCACCUUCCUCUCCUGCUGCCUCUUCUCUCGGAGCCUUCUGGGAGAAGUUGCUGGGAUGGUUGAAGUGGCUGCCCGCUAUGGUGAGAAGGGAGGCGUUGCUAGGCGCUCUGGUCGGGCUCUUUGUUGGUGGGCCCAUUGGAGGCGUGCUGGGUGCCACUGUGGGCUCUGUGGCUACCGAAGUGGCCAGGAGAAAAACACACAAAACAAAAUAAUAUAUAGGAUUAUAUAUAUAUAUUAUAUUUAUGGAGUAUAUGAUGCCAAAAUAAUGUAUUAUGCCUUACAUUGUACCUUAAAGUCCCUUCACUGUUUCAGCAUACACAAAUGUAUUACUAAGCUCAGCAGCUGACACAACCCGUUGCAGCAUGGAAACCAGCUUCUAAUGACACACUGUAUGAUGUCAUUGCUGUUUUUAACCGUGAUAAAAGCUGUUAAUAAAAGCAAUUACGAUUGGAUUA
This is a messenger RNA of Phyllopteryx taeniolatus (common seadragon), 2090 nucleotides long. RefSeq lists its product as uncharacterized. The transcript has 3 exons. Bases 801 to 1847 code for a protein of 348 amino acids. Lineage: Eukaryota; Metazoa; Chordata; Actinopteri; Syngnathiformes; Syngnathidae. The record is from RefSeq and is a predicted model, not a curated record. Gene Ontology annotation, molecular function: GTP binding.